Molecule: messenger RNA, 7785 nt
Organism: Cladocopium goreaui
Lineage: Eukaryota; Dinophyceae; Suessiales; Symbiodiniaceae
Source: the annotation of a GenBank genome assembly
AUGUCAUUGCUGCAGUGUCGACGUGGAGGGAUGAGUGGUGAGUCAGCCGAUGAAGCCUUGGACCGCAUGAUCGCCCAGACUCAAGAGGAGGGAGAGAGAAGAAGAGCUCUGUCUGCUCCUAGGAGGAUGGAAGGUGGUGUGCGGAGGUUGGAAAUUCAGGCUGGAGCAGAGGGAGAUGGACGAGCUCAAGGUCGAGAAGGUGAGGUGGCGAGGCCUGCUGGUUUGCCACAAGCUUUAGGGCCUGAAGCUCCUCCGGUGGCAGCUCAGCAGGAAUUGCCUGGUGGUGGGAGAUCGACAAUGGUGGUAGGACCGCUUCUUCGGGGUGUGGCGCAAGAUGUGGCUGGUGCGGGGGGUAACCAACUGCAAGCUUUGGGGACACUUUUUCCUGGAGCUCAAGUCCGUUCUUGUGUACCUCAAGGUGGUCCUCCUGGUGUCCUUCCUCUACAAGGUCUUCAUGCUGAACUACAUCAACGCAGUGGUCAGGGGAUCAAUGACCAAGGUGGUGGCUGUCCGAGUGGAGGGCAUGUGGGCGGUGCUAUGUUGGGACCUUUGGCUGAGCCUUUGCCGCCGUUGGUAGCUUUUCAGCUGCCGCAGCAGCAACAGAUGGGAUCAGCCGCGAGUCCACACCCGCCAGUGUUUCAUCCUUCAGGUAGCCAACCAGCUCAGGGAUUAGGAGUGAUGGUGACUCCAGUCCGAGAACCUCGAGACCUGCAGUCAGUACCCAUGGUGAGCCCGGUUCCCAUGCAAAUGGUGAGCCCGGUUCCCAUGCAGGCAUUGGCUGGAGGGGGGAACCCAGCUCCUGUUGGAACAGAUCCAUCGGGAGGGACUCAGAUGAUGAUGGACCCAGCUGCGAUGGCAGUUGAGGAGAUCAGAAAGCGGGUGAUGCGGGAGGCAGAGGAAGCUUUCGCCAAGGAGGUGAGAAGGCUUCAAGGUCAGACCGAGGAAACCCAAUCGUACCAGUCAGCAUCCAGUGGAGCUGGACAGGGACAGGCCGUGGUUGGCCAGGCCUUGGGAACUUCUCAGCCGUUGGGAGGAGUCGGUGGAAUGCCGUCCCCACCUCCAGGGAUUGAUCCGGGAUUCCAAGGAAGGAAUCAAGCUGGGCUAGCUCAGCCGGGACCAUCUCUGACUGAGGCUUUGAGGGCCCUGGAGCUACCAAAGCUUCCCACACCGGGAAGUGAAGGUGCGUCCAUCCAGUUCGGGGAUUGGAUGACUGUGGUGCAUCCACUGAUGAGUGAUCUUUCUGGAAGUGCUGGAGAAUGGUGGAGUCUGACAGUGAAAACUGUGGAACACCACUAUCAGCAGUGGCUGGUUGCCACGCCGCUGGAGAAGCUGCGCAUGAAACCAGGAUCACCAGUGAUCGGUGAAGGCUACGCAAGACUGGAACAGCGGUCAGUAUCUAUGUUGCUAGUUGCUUUGCCAGAAGGUUUGCGACAGGACGUCAUAGCAUCGCGGCGUCUCUCGACGGUCGGGAUUCUGUUCCGUUUGUUUACCACCUUUCAACCUGGUGGUUCGGGUGAAAGGACAGGAUUGAUCAAGUCCAUCAGCGAGGCCAAGGUGCCAGCAGGUUUGGUGGAACUGCUGGGGUCCGUUCGGCAAUGGCGCCGAUCAGUGGGAAGGUCGGAGGAGCUGAGUGUAACAGUGGAUCCUCUGGUUCUGACAGGUGUGUUGUCGAAGUUCGCUGACGGAGCUUCAAGAUUGGGUGGAAGUCAGGUGGCGUUCCGCUUGGCGACCAGGCGCCAACAGCUGGACGUAGAUAGAGCUCCAAGCCUUGGUUCGGUCAAGGAAUGGGCCGAGUACAUCCAAGCUGAGCUGGAAGAGUUGGCUAAUGCGCAGACUGCUGGGAAGGCGACGCCGUCGAAUCCGCCAGCGUUGGCUCCGGUGCUGACGCAGGGGAAUCCGGCUGUCAAGGCCUUCACGGGGGAAGGGCAGAAGCCAUGGGAGAGGCCAGAAGGUGAGAAAGCGCCGUGUCGUUUCUGGGGCACUGACGAAGGGUGUCGCAGGGGUGAGAAGUGCGGUUUUGCACACGCCUGGGGAACGUUGGAGAAAUCCUCAAGGUGCUUGCUUUGCUCAUCAACAGGCCACCGUAAAAGGGAUUGUCCCACAGCCAAGCCUAAAGAUGGAAAUGGCUGGACACAGAAAGGUGACCGGAAGGUCGCUAAGGUCCUCAAUAAGAAAGGGGAGAAGAGCACUGAAAAGGAGAGCCAAAAAGAGUCAACAGUAGUGAAGGAGGCAGCGGAGGAAAAUCCGCAACCGGAAAAAAGAUCUGAGGGUUCCCUGCCCAAGCAGGAAGGUGACUUGGUGCAGAACCUCAACGGUCUGGUUAAGUCCAUGACGUCGAUCAAAUCGGUAUUCAUCAAGACGGUGAAAAUGGACGAGGAGUGCGGAGGAGAGUACGCCUUGCUAGAUGGGGGGCGACUCACGCUUUGCGACAGGCGAAGAGCUCCGAAGUUCCGCAUCUUUGGCCAGUCCAAGUUGAAAUGGCGAUGGGAAGUGUCACGCUCUAUCGGGUGUCCAGUGAUGGACAGAAGUGAAGCCUUGAGUCUCUUGGAGUCACUUGAGAAUGGUGGAGUGGGAGACUACUGUGAGCCACCGGCUCAGGAGAUCGAAUGGUGGAAGGAGAAGUAUCCACAGGUCCCUGAGAGAAUCUGGUCUUUGAUGAGGGGCCAAGGGCUGAACUGGGAAGAAAUUGCCUCCCCUUUGCCUUGGAAUAGGGCAAAGCGGAGGAGGUUGGAAAGAGCUCGAGGUGGUGUGGUGAUCCAUCUUUUCUCUGGGUCCGGGGGAGAAUCCAGGAGAUGGCGGGAUCUCACGGGAUCAGACACCGAGGUGCUGACCGUUGACAUCUCAUCGAACGCUCAAGAAGAUCUACACGCCGCUGGGGUGUGGGCGUAUCUGUGGGGAUUGGCUGAAAGGGGCCGGAUCCGGAUGAUAACCGCCGGACCGCCAUGCAGGACAGUGAGUCGUCUUAGGCAUAAGAUCCCAGGUCCUCGCCCUUUACGUGGCAGAAGGAAUCACAGAUUCGCUUUGGAUGAUCUAACUGAAAGAGAAAUGACAAAGGUGGAUGGAGAUACCGCCUUGUGGUUGAAAACUCUUGGUCUCUAUGAGAAAUCUCAAGAGGGAAUGGUUGCGAAUGGCAUUCUGGGUCUGUGUGGUCUUCUGGUGGAAAGUCCCCAAGAUCCAUGCGAGUAUGUGGAAGAUGGGAAAGAGUAUCCGUCCUUCUGGGAAUGGGAGGAAACAGAAGAUUUCUUGAAACGAAACCCAGACAUGUUCAAGGUCAGGGUGGACCAAGGGGCUUUAGGGCACCAACGCCCCAAACCCACAACGCUUCUGACCAACAUAGUCCAGCUGAAGGAACUUGAUGGGAUUACCUCGAAGGAAUCUGGAGAGAGUGUGUGCAUGGAUCUCCGGGAGCGGCUGAAGCAGACGGCUUCUUGGUCUGCAUGGGCUCCAGGUCUGAUGGCUGCUCUCAAGAUUGUGAUACCCAAAUUUCUGGCGAGCCAGGCUCAGCAACCGAUGCUGAGCAAGUUGGACUUAGCGGGAUGGAAGAAGCAUCUGCAGGCACAACACGUGCCAUACCGGCGGGACUGUAAGGUCUGCUUGGAAACCAUGGGCUCGGCUGAGCCACAUCGCCGAAAGAGGGGUCAAGAAUCCGCCUUUGUGAUGUCUGUAGACAUCUGUGGUCCGUUCAAAAAGGGCACCGACCUUGGUGUCUCCAAACGCAGAAAGGUAAAGUAUGCCUUGCUGGCGACUAUCCCUGUGCCUCAGUGGCCAAGUCCGGGGGAGAAGGAGGAUUCCACGGAGGCGGUGGAACCUCAAAAGGAAGAAGUUGUUCCCGAAGCUGAGGAAGUGGAAGCCUCUGGGGAGCUUCUCUUGGAUCCAGAGCCGAGGGAUCUGAUCCCAGAAGAAGAAGCCCGGAAGAGAAACCAGGCUUGGGAAGAGUUCGUCAAAAAGGAAGUCAAGGAGAUAUCCAAGGAUGUUCCAGUGGUGAACAUCACCUUCAUGGAGCCGCUUGCGUCUCGUCACCAGAAUGAAAUUACAAAGGCACUGUCCAAAGUGCAUGCCCGGGCGAAGAGCCUUGGCAUACCCAUUUACCGUGUGCACUCUGAUCGGGAGCGAUCUUUCACAACCAAUCACGUGGCCAAGUGGUGCGAAAUGCGCCAGGUCCAUCAAACUUUCAAUGCAGGCGACGAGCCUGAAGCCAAUGGACGAAUUGAAGGGGAAAUCAACCAAUUCAAGCGUCGACUUCGCCUUUUGUUGGCAGAAACGGGAGUGAGUCAUGACUACUGGCCAUGCGCGGCCCGACACGGAGUCGAGGUUAAGGCCAAACUGUGGCAUCGUCGAAAAGAAGGGGCGUUGUCAUCCCCUUACAAGACGCUUCGAAUUAUGGGCCCUUCACCUCAGAUGACUAACGGUUGGGUUGCUCUUGAUGAAGAAGCCAACCUUGUGCAGCACGCACGGUCCGUGUUCAUUCCUGAUCCUCUUGGAGAAACAGCUCGUUUGGAGCUGGAAACGGUCGAUGAUCCCAAGGAUCCUCCCAAAAGACGUCUCAACGGGAAGCAGCCACUGGUUGUGGAGGUUUCCAAGAUCCCUUUACCACCUCCUAGGGAGGACCGUGAACUUGAGUCAUUGUUGGCUGUGGCCGACGCUGAAGAAGAAGAUGGGUAUGAGCCCUCUAUCUUGUCUGACUCUGAGUUGGUUCCACCUGAGGCAGAAUUGGGAUUGCCAGCUCUCAUGGCCUUACGAGCUGGGGGGGAGUCUCUUGUGGAUGGAACUCAACUUGAAGGUUGGGGGGAGAUCGAAAAGACGGAAGUAGAGGAGUAUGUGAAUGAGCUCCGCUACCAGCACUGGAAUCUGAGAAAACUUCUGCAGGAACAGGUGAAUGCAGUCGCUGGGACAGAAGAAGAAGGUGCGGCGCAAGGACAAGUCGUGCAACACGUGAGUACCCAAGUGAGAUGGCUGGAAAGUGAAUUGGAGCAUUAUUCCCGGAUCGAAGAAGAAGGUGCCAAGGUGGAGGCAUUGGAAGCUGAAGAGUGUGAGAGACAUGCCCGAAUCGCAGCUUUGUCGACGGAUGGCCAACCAGGGGAUGAGAACCAAGGUGUGAGCAGGCCCCCGACGGUCUUGCAAACCUACACAAUCCCCUUGACGAUGGUAAAGCGGGAUAUGGAAUCCUGGAUUGAACCAAUUAAGGCCGAGUACAACCAGCUUGUGUAUGAAAGCCAGGCGGUGAAACCGGUUAAGCUUAGUGAGUUGGAGGCUCACGAGGAUGGCAACAAGACUCAGGCGACUCCAGUGACGGCAGCGGACUUGUACGCUGGAGGAGCUGAUGCCACCGCCAUUCGAUGCAUGGUCAGAAAGACCGCCAUGAUGGAUGGGUGGGACAUGGGAGUCCUAGAUAUCAAGGGCGCGUUCUUGCUUGCCCCACGCCGAAGGGAGCAGGAGUGCCUGAUGAUGACCAUCCCACCGAAGCUGCUGGUGCAGGCUGGGAUCUGUCCGCCGGAUGAGCGGUGGGUGAUCCAAAAGGCGAUGUACGGCCUGGAGACCAGUCCGGCCGACUGGAGUAGCUUCCGCGACCAAAGGGUCAAGAAAUUUGAGUGGAGCUCAAACGGUAGGUCGUUCUGGAUGCGUCAAACGGUCGAACCAAAUGUCUGGCAACUCGUGUCGAGCGAGGAGCCAGGAAGAGCGGACUCGGAUGAACGGGUAGAAGGUUUUUGUACCUUCUAUGUCGAUGAUGUCCUGGUCUGUGGACCAACUGAAGUAAUCAAGGGAUGUCUGAACCGAACAAACCAGGAGUGGAACUGCUCCGAAGCGGAGUAUCUCUCAGGAAAGGGAAUGCUGAGAUUCUGUGGAAUGGAGUUGUUUGCAGGGCUCUACGACAUGGCUGAGCCGGAGGACCUGGAGACCUUGAAGAAGAUUGGAAUCUGUAGAGAAUGGGCUCUGAAGGGGCUGACUGUAGCUGUAGAGCUUGAAAGGAACUACUGCCCUUUGGGCUGCCCCAACGUCCGGGCGCUCCGUGCUGAAGCCAUGGCGACCAGCGUUGCUGAUGCUGGUGGCGAGGGUGGAGAUGGUCCUGGUGAUGGUGGAGAUGAUCGUAAGCCGUGGCCGAAGAGCUCCAUGGACGAUGACAUCUACACCGGGGAGAAAAAGAAAAGGAAGAGAAAGAAGAAAAACAAGGCCGCGAAGGCUGAUCAAGGUGAAGAGAAGGGCCCAAGUGCAGAGGCCUGUGAUGAAGAAGAGAAGGAAGAUGAGUGGCCGAGCUGGGAAAACAGAAAGCUUGAGGAGUCCGAGGAAACAGUCGCAGGGGAGCCAGGGCCUGUGACGUUGAUGCAGGCUACUCCGAAGACAGCGACGAGUGCUGCUCCGCUACCAGCUCCUCUACCUCCUCAAGACAACGAACCUACUGGCGAAGAGGUUCCGACUGCGACGGGCAGUCAGCCAGCCUCUUCUCAGGGGCCUGAGAACCCAGAUGGAACCACUUACACUGUCCGUGGUCAUGGUCGCCGCGACAUUGAGUCAGGCUUCUUUUGGGGAGGUGACGGUUUGAUCGAGAUCCGUCCCCUUGAUGAGCCAGAAGGAAAAGGGAAAGGAAAGAACGGGCCAGAGGUCAUCAGCUCUGGUGAAGAGAAUGAAGAAGCGAACAGCGACCCAACUGGUCCCAAAGGAAAAGGAAAACCCGUUCCCGAACCUCUGCUACCACCGAGGCGAGGCAGCGUGGGCUCUUCAACUGCCAGUGGCGAUGGCCUUGGAUCUUCAACCGACCGACCAGUUCCUAGUGGAGAUCGCCGGCAGUCUUUGGGAAAAGGAAAAGGCCAGGGGAAGACUCCAGGCGCCGCUGAGGAUGACGAUGAUGAUGCCUGGGGAAACUGGACUUCUCAGGGUUUGCAUGGAGCUGGAGAACCGGAAGGCGAGCCUCCAGCUGAAGACCAUCCACCUGAUGAGGAAGAAAAUGAGGACUAUGACAUCCAUGCGAGAAAGGACCUGGAUGAUGGCUCGGGAACCAAGCGUCCUCCGCCUGAUAGUGGGUCCUACAGCAUGAAGGCUAUGCGAGUCACUGUGGAUGCGGCCACGGCACUGUGGGAACUACCUGAGUUCUCGACGCCUCCGCCGACUGGGAAGAAGGACAGAUGGGAAAGUUCCUGGAUCCAACGUGGAUGGCUUGUUAGAGUCCACAGGGAUCCAAGGAAAUGCACUUUCCAGCCCAUCCACCGUGCCUCUCCGGUUGCAGGUGGAGAUCUUCUUCCUCUACGUGUGACUGUGGGCUUCGAGGAGGACACCAACCGCCGCUUUGUCAAGACGGACCGCUGGGAUGUGGAGCCGGCGAACCCCGCUACUUCAAGGUGGACUGGGUGGACCUUCUUCCGCCUCAAGAAUGAAACUGGGACCGUGCAUGAUCGCACUGGGUCUCGGAGCUCUGGUGAUGAUGCUCGUGGAGAAGGGCAUCGUUUUCACCUGCCUGAACGUGACGGAGCUGGAGGACCGCAUGAUCGUGGUGAGCUUCAGCCUGCAGUUUUGAGGUUGCCUGAUGGAGCCGAGGGGCAUCUUGGGCUUCUUCCUGACCUACUUGGUGGGGAAGAGAACCGUGUUGAUGUGAGCCGGGCGGCUACGGCGAAGUCCUACGGUCCGCUCCCAACACCAAGAGCACCUGCGGUGAGGCCAAAAGCACAGACUUCAGCUGGUCGACGAGCUCAACCGGUUUUGGCUGACCUUCAGCGUCGAGAUGGCCUACCUCCUGCCGAAGAGGAACUGAGCGAUGACGGCAGCUGGAGUGAGGUCUCUGGGGAGACCUGGUGA